UCAAAAAAGCGAGUCAACCGUCCAUGGUUGGCGAGGUCUAAAAAGGCCAUCAAGAAAUUAAACAUUUUGUCAUCUCAUAGACUCCUUUUCUUGCUUCCUUCAAUUGAAUCUUCCCUUCUCUCAUUUCCAGUACCAAAACCAACCCACCAAAAUCUUCCAUUUCCUCUGUAACUAUUGCCUAUUAAGUUAGCUCUAAGUGAUCUUUUUCUUUUUGUUUUUGUAUCCCAUUUUUAAACGGGAAAGAGGAAUUUUUUUUUUUUUAAUACAAAGAUCUGAGCUUUCUCUUUGUUUGAUUUGAGUUUGGCUUUUGUAAUUGCAAUAUUGAAGUUCUGAAGCGUUUGUUUUGAUGGGACUCUGCUUUAGCAAUCGAAUCAAGGCUUAUACUCCUUCUAAUACUGGGCUGAAUUCAAAAAAUUCCAGCAGAGAUGGAAAGAAUUUGAGUAGCAAGGUCUCAUCAGCUUCUGUACCCCAAACUCCUCGAAGUGAGGGUGAGAUCUUGCAGGCAGCAAAUUUAAAGAACUUUAGCUUCAAUGAGCUGAAGAAUGCCACUAGAAACUUCCGACCAGAUAGUGUACUAGGAGAAGGUGGCUUUGGAUCAGUUUUCAAAGGGUGGAUUGAUGAGCAUUCACUUACUGCUACAAGGCCUGGUUCUGGCAUGGUGAUUGCUGUGAAGAGGCUUAAACAAGAAGGGUUCCAGGGUCACAGGGAAUGGCUGGCAGAGAUCAACUAUCUUGGGCAAUUGCAACAUCUUAAUCUUGUUAAGUUGGUUGGUUACUGCUUUGAGGAUGACCAUCGACUUUUGGUUUAUGAAUUCAUGCCCCGUGGCAGUAUGGAGAAUCAUCUAUUUAGGAGAGGGUCUCAUUUCCAGCCACUUUCUUGGAACAUUCGCAUGAAAGUGGCUCUUGGUGCUGCAAGAGGGCUUGCAUUUCUUCAUAGAGCUGAAGUCAUAUAUCGGGAUUUUAAGACUUCUAAUAUACUACUUGAUUCAAACUACAAUGCAAAGCUUUCUGAUUUUGGUUUAGCCAGGGAUGGACCAACUGGGGAUAAGAGUCAUGUCUCUACUAGAGUCAUGGGAACUUAUGGAUAUGCUGCACCAGAGUAUGUGGCCACAGGCCAUUUGACUGCAAAGAGCGAUGUAUACAGUUUUGGAGUUGUACUUCUAGAAAUGUUAUCUGGCCUGCGAGCUGUAGACAAGAAUAGGCCUUCUGGGCAACAUAACCUGGUGGAGUGGGCAAAACCUUACCUGACAAACAAACGCAGAAUUUUCCGUGUACUGGAUACACGUCUUAAUGGUCAGUACUCCCUCAGUCGGGCACAAAAGUUGGCUAACCUUGCACUUCAAUGCGUAGAUGAACCAAAGCUCAGACCAAAUAUGGAUGAGGUGGUAAAAGCAUUGGAGCAGCUUCAAGAAUCAAAUAAAAAAGAGAACAAUCCAAUUAGUCACAAGGAGAACAAUGGUGGACGCAUUGCAUAUCCACGGCCUUCUGCAUCCCCGCUUCAUGCAUAGGCAUGAGUUAGUAUUUUAUUUAUUUUUAUUAUUUUUUUUAAUGUUAAUACAAUGGAGUCCUUGGAUGUGAAACAGUUUCUGGAUUUCAGGCAUAUGCUAGAGGCAUGUGUUUAUUCGAGCUGUGUACAGUUUCUUGUUUGUGCUAUGUGUGUAGCGUUUGUCCUCAUUUUUGGAUGUUUCCUGUCCUCCAUCAGAAUGAUGGAGCACAGAUUUAUCUGGAUUACUGUAAUAUUUUGUAACAGCUACUGAAAAGCCAAGUUUUCAUGUGAGUAUAAUUAAGCUUAUUUUGAUCA
This is a messenger RNA of Hevea brasiliensis (rubber tree), 1800 nucleotides long. Its product is annotated as receptor-like cytoplasmic kinase 176. Lineage: Eukaryota; Viridiplantae; Streptophyta; Magnoliopsida; Malpighiales; Euphorbiaceae. Bases 347 to 1507 code for a protein of 386 amino acids. Gene Ontology annotation, molecular function: ATP binding; protein kinase activity. The record is from RefSeq and is a predicted model, not a curated record. The transcript is spliced from 6 exons. Gene Ontology annotation, biological process: protein phosphorylation.